Molecule: messenger RNA, 1347 nt
Organism: Microthlaspi erraticum
Lineage: Eukaryota; Viridiplantae; Streptophyta; Magnoliopsida; Brassicales; Brassicaceae
Source: the annotation of a GenBank genome assembly
AUGAAAGAAGCCAAAAGCAAUAUGGAGAAAGAUCAGUUGUCCUCGAGCGAGGCUGCAAUCGCAAAGCAGAAGAUUGUGGACGAUUGGUUGCCAAUAACAUCUUCAAGAAACGCCAAAUGGUGGUACUCUGCGUUUCACAAUGUCACCGCCAUGGUUGGUGCUGGUGUCCUCAGCUUGCCCUACGCCAUGUCCAACCUCGGAUGGGGACCUGGAGUGACAGUAAUGAUAAUGUCAUGGGUGAUAACGUUUUACACACUAUGGCAAAUGGUGGAGAUGCACGAGAUGGUUCCAGGGAAGAGGUUCGAUAGGUACCACGAGCUUGGUCAGCACGCGUUUGGAGAGAAGCUCGGACUGUGGAUUGUGGUGCCACAACAGCUGAUCGUUGAAGUUGGUGUGAACAUUGUUUACAUGGUGACAGGAGGCAAGUCAUUGAAAAAAAUCCAUGACCUUCUUUGCAAUGAUUGUAAAGACAUAAGAACCACAUUUUGGAUCAUGAUCUUCGCUUCCAUACAUUUUGUGCUCUCUCACCUCCCUAAUUUCAACUCCAUAUCCAUCGUCUCCCUUGCUGCCGCCGUUAUGUCCUUGAGCUACUCGACAAUCGCUUGGGGAGCCUCGGUGAAGAAAGGUGUUCAACCAGAUGUAGACUACUCGUUUAGAGCCACGACGAGCUCAGGGAAAGUAUUCAACUUCUUGAACGCAUUAGGAGAUGUAGCAUUCGCGUACGCGGGCCACAAUGUUGUGUUGGAGAUUCAAGCUACAAUCCCUUCAACUCCUGAGAAACCAUCAAAGAUCUCAAUGUGGAAAGGUGUGGUAGUUGCCUACAUCGUGGUCGCGAUAUGCUACUUCCCCGUUGCAUUCGUUUGCUACUAUGUUUAUGGAAACAGCGUGGACGACAACAUUCUCAUGACGUUGGAGAAUCCCACUUGGCUUAUCGUCAUGGCUAAUAUAUUUGUGGUGAUUCAUGUCAUUGGAAGCUAUCAAAUUUACGCAAUGCCGGUCUUUGAUAUGCUCGAGACCUUUUUGGUGAAGAAGAUGAUGUUUGCUCCUUGCUUCAAACUCCGUUUCAUCACACGUACUCUAUACGUUGCUCUUACGAUGUUUGUUGCCAUAUGCAUUCCAUUUUUUGGUGGACUGCUCGGCUUUUUUGGAGGAUUUGCCUUCGCUCCAACAACUUACUACCUACCAUGCAUUAUGUGGCUCAUUCUCAAGAAACCAAAGAAGUAUGGAUUGUCUUGGUCUAUUAACUGGUUCUGCAUAGUGAUAGGUAUCAUAUUGACGAUCGUAGCUCCUAUCGGUGGCCUCAGAACUAUAAUUGUCUCUGCCAAAGACUACAAGUUCUUCUCUUGA